AUGGCAGGGGAGUCCGAGGACAAGAUACCAGCCCAGGGGCAGGUGCUGGCGUCUGGGGGCAACAGCGAAGGCCAGCUGGGGCUCGGGGACUGCGAGGAGAGGACGGCGUUCCAGACGGUCAGCUUCUUCGACUCACGCGGGCCAAUCAAAAUGCUCGCUGCCGGCUCCAACACCUCCGCCGCGCUCACAGAGAGGGGGGAACUGUUCAUGUGGGGCGACAACACGGAGGGUCAGAUCGGUUUGGGGAAGGAGAACCACGCGACAACGCCACAGGAAGUCAGCGUGGGCCGACCAAUCAGCUGGGUGUCCUGUGGUUACUACCACUCUGCCUUAGUCACAGUUGACGGCGCUCUCUACACGUUUGGGGAGAGCGACAGCGGGAAGCUGGGUCUCGGCACCGACCAGUUGCCGCGGCACCGAGUCCCGCAGCGCGUGAAGGGCGUCAAGGACCCGGUGACGCAGGUGGCGUGCGGAGGGGGACACACGGUGGCCCUCACAGAGGACGGCGUCUUCACGUUCGGCCUCGGCCAGUUCGGACAGCUCGGCCACGGGACAUUCGUCUUCCAGUCACCGCUGCCGCAGCCGGUCCAGCACUUCAAGACGGGCCGAGUGCGUCAGGUGGUCUGCGGGGAAAACACCACCGCCGUCAUCACAGAGACCGGGUUGCUGUACACGUUCGGAGACGGCCGGCACGGGAAACUGGGCCUGGGAGAAGAGAACUUCACCAACCAGUUCAAACCAACACUGUGUCCCCGCUUCCUCAAGUACCACGUUCAGGCAGCGACGUGCGGCGGCUGCCACAUGGUGGUCCUGGCCCGGCCCAGGGACCCCAGCUGCCCCGAUGUGUCCCUGGAGGAGGGCGACGUGACGGAGGAUUACCUGGAGAAGCCGUACGUGGAGCUGCUGGGGGACACGGCCAACUCCUCCACCCUGCAGAGGAGCAUCUCCGCCCGGGUCCGCAGGAGGGAGAGGGAGAGAUCUCCGGACCAGUUCGGCACCAUGUUCCACACUCUGCCCCCCGUGCUGCCCGGCUACCUCCACCCUCCGCUGCCUGUCUCCACCCAGACCACCUCGCCCAGACCGCCUCCACCCCAGCUGAGCCACAGGAAGCUGCUCAACGGCUCUCGGCAACCCAGGACCCCCGGGGCCGAGCACCAGGGACACGAGGCUGAGGGUCUGACGGACAGCGACAGCGUUAAAGGUCUGGGAGAAACCUCCGACUUCCUCAACAUGACACAUGUGAUAAAGAUGGACCCCGGGGACAAAACACUCACUCUGGCUCCGGUUCACAAGAGGAAGGGUGAGAACGGUAAGGCCACUAAAGUGCAGAAAGAGAGCCCGAUAAAGGAGAGGAAGUCUCGUGGGAGGAAGUCUCGCGAGAGCAAGGUUGCCUCUCCCCGCGGGGAGCUUCCUCCCGAGGGUCCGAGGGGCCACAGCGCUCGCUCCCGGGUCUCUCGGAGUCCACAGAGACUCAAAACAACCAACCAGAACAAGGAGAACCUGAUCCUGGCCAUGGAGGAGCUGCAGAGGAAACCCACUAGAGACAAACCGAGCGUCGGAGACAUUAGGAAGGCGGCGUCCAAGCCGCGGCUCGGGACAGCUCAGGGGAAAAGCCGGCUGAUGGAGGUCGGCAGGAAACUGGAACCGGACUGGAGACCAAGUCCUGAUACCAGACAGACGGGGUCUAAACCUGCAGGGAAACUUAAGCCAUCUAAACUGGUCCGUGUUCAGAGCAAACCCAUCGCCGUGCAGAGUCGGCACGCAGGAGGAGUCAGCCCGCCAGGUAACCACACACACUCACCUGGUCAGCUGGCCGGCGCUCUGGAGGAAGAGAGAGCCAAUAGCGCGCGACCGCCCGCACUCGUUAGAUAUAGAUCUCCAUCUAAAGAGAGCGCUGAUUGGUCUAAAAGGUCUAAGAAAGAAAAAAACGAGGCUCAGUCUAAAAUGGAAACACCAAAAAUGGCGUCGAAGCUCGACCUGCUGGCCGGAGCAGCCUCUCUGUCAGCGGGGGCGGAGUUAAUGCGUCAGGUGGCGUCCAGCCAAUCAGCUGUCAGCAUCAACGUCAUACCGGAGAGUCCUGAGGGCGGGACGAGGGAAGGAGAGAAGGAAACGAGUCUGGGAGAGAAGGAAACGAGUCUGGGAGAGGAGGGAACGAGUCAGGGAGAGGAGGGAACGAGUCAGGGAGAGGGGGGAACGAGUCAGGGAGAGGGGGGAACGAGUCAGGGAGAGGAGGGAACAAGUCAGGGAGAGGAGGGAACGAGUCAGGGAGAGGAGGGAACGAGUCAGGGAGAAGAGGGAACGAGUCAGGGAGAAGGGGGAACGAGUCAGGGAGAGGGGGGAACGAGUCAGGGUAUAAGUGACUAUGCGACAGUCAGACAGGAAGAAGAGGAGGAUGAAGAUGAGGAAGGACAGACAACGAGUGCAGGAGUCAGUGAAGCGGAGGAAGAGGAGGAUGUCAGUCACAGUAUCGAGAAAGUAACAGUAAAAGAAGAAGAAGAAGAAGAUGAAGAUGAAGAAGAUGAAGAAGACAGCAACACUCUGCAACCAGAGGAUGAGGUGGAAACAGAUGUAGAAGAAGAGGAGGAAGAAGAAGAGGAAGAGGAAGGGAGCAGGAUGGCAGGAAGUGAAAGUGAAGUUGAGACUGAAUCAAAAGCAAGCAAAGAUGGCGAUGCAGAAGAGGAGGAGAAGGAGGAAGAGGAAGAAAGCGAGUUAGAGGAAGGGAGGAGGCACAAGACAGAAAGCAGAGGAGGAGAGUCAGAAGGUGAGGAAGAAGAAGAG
Molecule: messenger RNA, 2778 nt
Organism: Etheostoma cragini (Arkansas darter)
Lineage: Eukaryota; Metazoa; Chordata; Actinopteri; Perciformes; Percidae
Product: X-linked retinitis pigmentosa GTPase regulator-like
Exons: 11
Biological process (GO): ubiquitin-dependent protein catabolic process; visual perception; protein ubiquitination
Cellular component (GO): photoreceptor outer segment
Molecular function (GO): ubiquitin protein ligase activity
Source: RefSeq, a predicted model, not a curated record